This is a messenger RNA of Drosophila pseudoobscura, 2176 nucleotides long. RefSeq lists its product as uncharacterized. The transcript is spliced from 4 exons. The coding region runs from base 1183 to 2154 and encodes 323 amino acids. Lineage: Eukaryota; Metazoa; Arthropoda; Insecta; Diptera; Drosophilidae. The record is from RefSeq and is a predicted model, not a curated record.
AAUUCAAAUUAACAUAGCACGUAAAAAAAUUAGAUCACCAUGGUCACCUGAUGGGCGUCGACGACCAGCUCGUCCCCAUGCGAUGGCGGCCCGGCUCCCUUUCUCAGCUCCUGCAAGAGCCCGAAGUGCUCUUCAAAGUCGCUGGCUUCGAAAUUGUGGGUAACGUCAGAAAUUCCUAGCAUGUAUGUAUGUACUUGUAGUACGGGCAGUUGUGAUGGUUGACGUACUUGACGUUUUAAUGGCUAUCAGCAUGGAUCUGCCAAAAAAAUAGUGACCCUUGUCCGGACGGACAAAGAAGGCUGUCGGCAUGAUAUUGAAAUGUACGUUCAUUACACACCAGGAAGAAGACCUCUACUUCGGAGGUAACACCAAUAGAGUCGUCAACUGAUCUCUCCCUAAGAGCACUAGAAGAGAUCGCCGUUACAUGCCGCAAUAAAGUUGACGUUGAACGUUCGACUUUAAACAUUAAGCUGAAAAGGGAAGGAGGUGAGACACAUAUAACAUAUGGUAUGGUUUGGUGACAUUUUGCUAAAAAGUCCCCACUGUUAACCAGAUUGUGGUAAGAAUGGGCAGCACUGGUCCGGCAUGUGUCUGCAUGUGAUAUUCAUAUGUGUGUAUGCCAUGCGAAUAGUGUGUAGAGAAGCAGUGAAGAAGGGUAGAAGAAACUGAAAGUGCCGCUUUGCAAACUCUUCGUUCGUUGUGUGUCUUCAUAUUGCAUUGCAAUAAACAUAAACACAAAAAAACCGUCUUUUCUUUCAUUUCAAUUUCCAGUGAGGUGUAAGCGAGUGUAAGGCUCCAGAAGGCUGUGUGAAAGUGUCGAUUGCUGUACCACAAUAAUUAAUAAAUAAAGUUUUGCAUUACGUGCGUUGGAAAAUUCCGCCACACACAAGCGCCUAGAGUGUACAAUUUUUUGCUUAGAAACACACACACAUGCAUCCUGCAUACGUCGUCCAUGUUUUGUAGUAUUUUCACGCUCAUUUCCGAUCAAGAGUGAGAGCUGUUCGAGAAGAGCUUCUCUUCGGUUGCACGAGAAAUUGCUGUCGCGACCUUAGGGCGUCAUAGACGCUGCCAGCGCUUUUGGCUAUCAUUUUAAAGAAGAAUUUUCACGUAAAAGCUGUGUGCGCAUUUCACACGUUUCUUAGAAACGGACCUUCUAGAACCUAGCUUAGUAGUUACUUUAAAAUGUCUGAAAACGAAAAUUCGCAACAGCCGCCGUUGCCCGAGCAGCCGCCAUCCAGAAAGAAGAAUUUCAAAUGCGUGAAGGAACUGUUUGUGGAUGAAGUGCACUACAAGCUUAGCUGGGGCAAGUUCAACAGGAUUGCGACAAUGGGAGCGCUGGCGGACCGUAUCAAUCAGCUCCCCGCACCGAUGGGGACCUUGUCGGUGAACAAGUGCUGCCAGUACCUAUGGGAAAUGAGUCGCAAGAUGGGCACCGAUGAGCUGGCCACGCUGCAGAAAUUGGCAUGCAUCUUGUUCCUGCUUCCAGAUAGAGAGGGGCCGUCGAUGACUUGCCGCAUGGCACUGAUGCGUCAAUCCUUCAAAGUGGUCAACUCGCUGGAGCCAAUGCUAGUACAUUACUUUUCCAAACUGUUUCUGGACUACUUUAGCGGGAGCUCGAGCAGCAGCCGGUGCCAUGUGCUGCGUAUUGCCCGCUUCAUUAGCGUACACAGUGGCAUCGGUAGGGCCGUUAGCGUCUGCCUGCUGUGGCACUUAAUUUUUAGCUAUGCCGAAACACCCAUUGGCAUUCAUCAGUACCGCGAGCUGGGUGAGCUUCGAAUUUUGAGUAAUGUACCCAUCGCGGAGUUGAGCAACACUAGCUUCAGGUGUAUAAUCCGUGCGGUGGGCACUCUGUUGCAUUUGCAGUUGUGCUGCCCGGACCUAAAUGAGUUCCUGUAUCACGGCUACCCGAGGAUCUUCUUUCGCAUUCUGCCCCAGGAUGUGAAAAUGCUGCGCUCUUGGCUGCUGAACGCUGUCGCCACCACUGACUGCCAUCAUCUUCGUACCGAUGCCUCAAAGCUGCAGGCCAUGCUGGAUUACCUCAAUGUCCCUGUCCUAUCCCGUCAAUGGUGCCUUGUGUGCCGCGACGCAUCGGGUGACGUUAUCGGCCCUCCCCGCACCGGCGACCAGUGUGUGCUCUCCCAGAUGCGCAGUUGACUCAAAUGACGCAUGUGUCGUG